ACCAGCUGGGGCGCUCGGGUAAGUACAAUAUCUAAAGAUGGAGAUUGGGAGAUUGAUUGUUCAGAGCCUCUCAUAUCUCCUUUCCAAUAAUUUUGCACCAUUCACUUACUCCAUUUAAACUCAAAAAGUGUUGCUGGAAUGAAGAAGUACGUUGCAGAGAAUGAGAUAUCCGGACAAACAUUAGUAGCGAUCACUUCAGGAGCUAAUAUGGAUUUUGAUCGACUUCGUUUUGUGUCCGAGCGUGCCGAUGGAUCUGAACGAACACUUGUUGUAGAUAUUCCCGAAACUCCUGGUUCAUUUCGUCUACUGUAUUCUCUCAUUUGGCCUAGGAAUGUUACUGAAUUUUCUUACCGUUACGACGAUCAAGGAGAUGCACACGUUUUGAUUUCCUUUCAACCCGUAGUUAACAUCGACAAUGACUUCGAAGGAAUCAUAAGCACCAUUGAAGACAACGGAUUUACAUGUGCUGACGUGACAGAUAGCGAACUAACUAAGGUCCAUAUCAGAAACAUGGCUGGUGGUCGGUCCAAUGUUCCCGAUGAGCGUUUGUUUCGAUUUAAUUUUCCUGAGGCACCGGGUGCACUUCAACGGUUCCUUCUGAGUUUAGAUAUAGAAUGGAAUGUGUCACUUUUCCAUUAUCGUAAUCAUGGUACGUUUGUGCCGUCGUUCUGAUGCAAGAAUUGAUCUUUGUGAACGAUGGAAUGUUUGACAAUACAUUCAGAUUUCCUCAUAAUCCUUCUUCGCUUCAUUUUGUUUACAGGUGAUGACUUUGGCCGAGUGCUUGUGGGCAUUCAAGUACCAGAUGGCAAGGAAACAAACGCUCGACUUGGGCGCUUCCUUGAUACUUUACAUUAUGAUUAUGUUGAAGAAACGGACAAUCCAAUC
Molecule: messenger RNA, 885 nt
Organism: Pseudo-nitzschia multistriata
Lineage: Eukaryota; Bacillariophyta; Bacillariophyceae; Bacillariales; Bacillariaceae
Source: the annotation of a GenBank genome assembly